AUUUAUUGAUGCUAUUAUAGCAGAUGUUCAUACAUUUUUUUCUGCAGUCUCAUAAAUCUACCUCAUCUCUGGCCUAGCAUUAGUAGACUUAAGGAUUUCUUCCAGGAUUUCUGAUCCAAAUCUCUUGAAAAGUCGCUGAUCUUUGCGCCGUCUGGCACCGCGGACGCUACUAUUUGGAUGCCGUAGACUGUCAAGUCAAGUCAAGUCGACUUGUGGAUUAGAGACUGUCUCCAUCAUCUUAUGCAGCCCACAACCCCCCUGGUUUGUUGCUUGACCUGGCUACUUGGUCCUACGACCCUACCUCAUCGCACUAACCCUGUCACCUCAGCCAUUGUGAAAAGACGUCGGCCUGCCGAUCACUUAGACCAGAGUCGUCACACCUUUUUUUUUUCUUUCAGAGACGGGGGAACUCCACUCUUCUCCCGCAGCCCAGCCCGUUUCCAGAGGAAGAUUGACGCAUGUCAAUUCGCACCCAGACACUUAAGACUUCGCUGAUCCCACCUUGGCCCCGACUCAACUCCCCAUAUCAUCUCCAACCUGGACGGGAUCUUCUGUCUCUGAUCUGUAUCACCGACUUGGCUUUUAUUCUAGUUAGGAUCCCGCAUCUGAUCAACAAACCUUUUCCCCCCCUCCACCGCGCUUCUGCCCACCGAUCUAUGUUGAUAUUGCCCAUCAACCUCUACACUUCACAUUACCACUAUCACGUACCAACAUGACCAUGACGCUCGACACCACUCAGCAGCGGUUUGGGCCUUCGUUGAAUUUCGACUAUUCAGCGCCUGCACAACCGCCUGCAUUCUCGAAUCCAUGGUCCUCGUCCUCACCAUCACAGCAUCCACCUACGGGAAGCAGUCUUUUUGUUGGUAGCCAACCUGCACUCAACCCAAGCAUCAUGGCCGGAAAGCCACCCCAAAGUCGUGCGAGCACUAGUAGCACUUCUUCAAUGGCUUCAUACGGAGGCGCGAUGCCUGUCCCCAACACAUCUGCAGAUCUUCUUAGCAUUAAUAGAAUGCAAACAACAUCUGCGGCUUAUGGAGAUCCCACUUACGCUACAUCUGCCUCUCCUGUCAACCACCAAUUUGCGCCUACAUCAGCUGCCCCGUAUGACACGCUGGGCUACGCACCAGCUCCCGUGCGCCCUCCACCCUUUGGACUCGCUCCGGCUGAUGAGCACGCCAGAAGGUACUCCCAACAUAGCAUCCAGGAUGAACGGAGGAGCUUUGCCGAUGCUCUCGAUGCUAGCCAUGGUAUGUUGGCUAUGAGUCAGGAGACACCUCGACCUAUCUAUGGCGCGCGAAGUGAUCGAUCCUCUGUUGAUUCCUAUGGAUUCCCUUCUACCCAUUCGACUAGCUCUUCUAUUUCUUCCAGUGGUAACUUUAGCUCUUACUAUGGCGACUCCGUUUCUGAUUACUCAACUGCGGGUUCUGAUAUUGAGUCUGUGUCUUCGAGGACCCUACCCCGACCUCAGGGCCUCAUGGGCUCACAAAUUCCGCCUGCCCCUCAGUCCAUGAUGGGCCAGUUUAGCUCCAAGGUUUCAUCCAGUACACAGAAGAAGCAUAAAUGCAAGGUCUGCGAUAAGCGAUUUACUCGACCUAGUUCUUUGCAAACCCAUAUGUACAGCCACACGGGCGAGAAGCCUUUUGCUUGUGAGGUAGAAGGAUGUGGUCGACAUUUCUCAGUUGUUUCCAAUCUUCGACGCCACCGAAAGGUCCAUCGUGGUGAUGCCCGCUCCGAGGCUGGCUCUGAAGAUCAUCACUCGGACUAAGGACGUUUUCUGACGGGCUGUGGUCCUCCGAUCAAACACUUUAAUGACGAGCACAGGAUAUUAGUAAGAGAAACUGGAACCUAAAGAGAGGCGAUCCAACAACAAUCAAAAUGACCGUCUGGUUGGCAACAAAUGGCAUUGUUUUAUCACCUGCAAAUAUUAUUACAACACGGCUCAGUGCGGCAUAGAGAAAUGGGACAGAAAAGGAUGAGAACUCAUGGAUGUGGGGAUGAGGACAGCGACGGUGUAUACGAUUCAAGUCUAUCGCUUACGGUGUAUGGGGUUUUUUGCCCUUGAAUUCUGGGGUUUACUAUUGGUAUUAUGGGAUGGGAAUAGGCGGAAUGCUGGGCCGACCUACUGAUACCCUUCCACGCGGCGUUUAUGGAGUUGACCAAGCUACGGUCCUGUCGUUAAUGUUUAGGCACACGAUGCCUUGAGCUAUAUUUCGAAGCGAUCGUUCAUGCCCGUUAUUUUAGGGCACCUGUUAUUCUCUCGACACUAAGGCACUGCGAGCCCAGGGCCCUACUGAGAUGGCCACAGACGAGCUUUUAGGGGGAGGCUUGUACUACUAGUUUCAUAUUUUACGGUCAUGAUAUACCCAGUCCGAACCAUGCACAGCCUGAUCUGUCGCCGAUGGGCCAGGGGCUUGACAGGACAAAAGACAGACCAGGGUGUUGGCAAGAUAUGGGCACGACGAUGAAGUUGAUGAGAAGAGGUGCAGAUUAUAGAGUGCAGGCAGUCUUACAAGAAUUAUACUUCAGAUUAAAACUCGA
This is a messenger RNA of Fusarium verticillioides 7600, 2538 nucleotides long. RefSeq lists its product as hypothetical. The record is from RefSeq and is a predicted model, not a curated record. Gene Ontology annotation, molecular function: DNA-binding transcription factor activity, RNA polymerase II-specific; RNA polymerase II cis-regulatory region sequence-specific DNA binding. Lineage: Eukaryota; Fungi; Ascomycota; Sordariomycetes; Hypocreales; Nectriaceae. Bases 713 to 1765 code for a protein of 350 amino acids. Gene Ontology annotation, cellular component: nucleus. The transcript has 4 exons. Gene Ontology annotation, biological process: regulation of transcription by RNA polymerase II.